This is a messenger RNA of Lontra canadensis (Northern American river otter), 1790 nucleotides long. RefSeq names its product nei like DNA glycosylase 1 (gene NEIL1). The transcript has 10 exons. Gene Ontology annotation, biological process: base-excision repair. NCBI's taxonomy places the organism in Eukaryota, Metazoa, Chordata, Mammalia, Carnivora, Mustelidae. Gene Ontology annotation, cellular component: nucleus. The record is from RefSeq and is a predicted model, not a curated record. Bases 307 to 1782 code for a protein of 491 amino acids. Gene Ontology annotation, molecular function: zinc ion binding; DNA N-glycosylase activity; DNA-(apurinic or apyrimidinic site) endonuclease activity.
CUGCAACCCGGGACCUCAGACCUGACCCCAAUCCCAGCGGCACCGAGCAGCAGGAAGCCAGGUUCCUCCGCCACCUCCCGGACAGGUGACUGCCUCCAAAGCCUUUUCCACACAUGGGGCCCCCAGCCCAUCCUAGCCAAGCACUGCCACCUGCUCUAGAAACUACACUUCCCAGCAGGCGCCAGAGCAGCGAUCUCAGCUCCCAGCAUGCUCUUAGGCGCGGCCGGGCCCCCACGUUAACCCCUCAGUGGCUGCCGACUGGCGGGGAGCUGCGUGGGGAGCAAGCCCAGCCGCCCCUUGCCCAGAAUGCCUGAGGGCCCCGAGCUGCGUCUGGCCAGUCUCUAUGUGAACGAGGCGUGCAAGGGGCUGGUGUUUGCCGGGUGCGUGGAGAAGUCACCCGUCAGCCGCAACCCCGAGGUGCCGUUUGAGAGCAGCGCGUAUUGCAUCUCCUCCUCGGCCCGUGGCAAGGAGCUGCGCCUGACUCUGAGCCCCCUGCCUGGGGCCCAGCCCCCACAGGAGCCACUGGCCCUGGUCUUCCGCUUUGGCAUGUCUGGCUCCUUCCAGCUGGCGCCCCGGGACGCGCUGCCGGCCCACGCCCACCUGCGCUUUUACACAGCUUCCCCUGGCCCCCCACUCGCCCUCUGCUUCGUGGACAUCCGCCGCUUCGGCCACUGGGACCUCGGGGGCGAGUGGCAGCCCGGCCGUGGGCCUUGUGUCUUGCUGGAGUACGAGCAGUUCAGGGAGAACGUGUUACGAAACCUAGCAGACAAGGUCUUUGACCAGCCCAUCUGCGAGGCCCUCUUGGACCAGAGGUUCUUCAAUGGCAUUGGCAACUAUCUGCGGGCAGAGAUCCUGUACCGGCUGAGGAUACCCCCUUUCGAGAAGGCCCGUAAGGUUCUAGAGGAGCUGCAGCAGCGCAGGCCGAGCCCGGAGCUGACCCUGAGCCAGAAGAUCAGGGCUAAGCUGCAGAACCCAGACCUGCUGGAACUGUGUCACUCCGUGCCCAAGGAAGUGGUCCAGCUGGGGGGCAAAGGAUAUGGGCCGGAGCAUGGGGAGGAGGACUUCGCUGCCUUCCGAGCAUGGCUGCAGUGCUAUGGCGUGCCUGGCAUGAGCUCCCUGCGGGACCGGCGUGGCCGGACCAUCUGGUUCCAGGGGGAUCCCGGACCCCUGGCACCGAAAGGAGGCAAGUCCCGCAAGAAGAAAUCCAAAGGAGCACAGCAGGGGCCUGAGCACAGACUGGAGAGUCCCUUGGGGACUAUCUCCUCUACUCAGGACCCUCUCGUUCCAAGCACAGCCCCUUCCAGGACACGUGGGGCACGCAGAGGCCCUCCUGGUCAAAGUACAGCCCAGCAGCCAGAGGGGACCAGCCUCCAGCAGGACCCAGAGGUCCCGCCAGUCCCUGGGAAGGGAAAGAGGAGGAGGCGACCAGCAACCUCAGAAGGUCUGGGAAGCCCAAGUUGGGAGAAGCUGUUGCCUGACCUUGGAAACAGGAGAGCCACCCAGGCAAGGCCAACUGAGCCCCUCCACCCGUCUUCCAGGCCCUGGCUCUCAGAGGACUGCCUGCCUCUGCAGGUACAGCCGCUUGGAGGUGGUGUAGAGACCUGGGCCCCAGGCAGCAGGGGGCCCCCCCAGUUCCUCCCAUCCAGAAUUCCCAGCACUGCCAUUGCCUGUGCAUCCUCUUGCUCCUCUUCUAGAGGGCAGCCAGCUGGAAUCCACCCUCCUGGCCUCCUCCCCAUGGGAGGAGCUUCUUAUCCCAUCUCUUCUCUAGGUUGUGGUCCCUGAUAUCCCAA